AUGACAGAAGCAAAAGCUCUUCAGGUUUUCACAGGAGAUCAAUCCUCACCUGCUAUGCUGGCCCUGAACCCUGUUCCUUUUCUAAAAACACAUCUGAAGGUUUCUGCUCAGUUUCUGCUUCCAGGUACAUCCAAAUCUGCAGACAAUUCUUUGAACCUUGUAAUUCAAGAUAGGGAACUUCCUAAAGGAUUGUCAGACGAUUAUAAAACCUUAAUGAUGAAUUCCAGCCUGGGAGAUCUGGAUGCUACACAGAACGAUUAUGAAUAUAACAUUACCAGUGAUUCAUAUGUGUAUGAAGAUGGGAUCAUCCUUUCUGAUUUAGGAUGGAAUAUAUGGAUAAGCAUUUCUUUAAUUAUCUAUUGUAUUGGAUUUGUGGGCAAUGGCUACAUCAUCUGGCUACUGGGGUUCCAGAUUAAGAGAAACCGUUUCACCACAUUCAUCCUUCACUUGGCCAUUGCAGACUCUGGAUUCCUCGCCUCUAUGGUUAUACAUAAAAUACAUUUAUUUACCUAUUCCCUAAGAAGCAACAUACUCUUCCUUUUCUGUGCCUUUUUCUCCCACAUGAUGUACAUCAACGCAAACUUUAUUCUGACAGCUAUCAGCAUUGACCGGUGUGUGGCUGUCCUCUUCCCAAUCUGGCAUCACUGUUCCCGGCCAAAAGGUUUGUCCUCCAUGGUGUGUGUCCUCCUGUGGAUCUCCUCUUUCCUCUUGACUGGAAGUAUUGUGCUAUUCACAAAUGUCUUUGGAAAAUACAACCUGUUUGGUCUCCAUUUCCUUGUGACUGCUAUAGUUUCCCUUCCAUUGAUCAUACUCUCUACUCUGGUCCUUUUCAUCAAAGUGUGUGUUAAACCUAAACAGAAGAAUCAGGGUCGGCUUUUACUGAUGAUUUUAAUUACUCUUCUCUGUUUCCUCAUCCUUGCAUUUCCAUUAAAUGUCCUUGUGGUGAUUCCAGAUGAUGAAUUGACCUAUAUGGCUGAAAACUGA
Messenger RNA from Pseudonaja textilis, 984 nucleotides. RefSeq names its product mas-related G protein-coupled receptor member H-like. Gene Ontology annotation, molecular function: G protein-coupled receptor activity. The record is from RefSeq and is a predicted model, not a curated record. Lineage: Eukaryota; Metazoa; Chordata; Lepidosauria; Squamata; Elapidae. Gene Ontology annotation, biological process: G protein-coupled receptor signaling pathway. Gene Ontology annotation, cellular component: plasma membrane.